Messenger RNA from Nomia melanderi (Alkali bee), 2679 nucleotides. Its product is annotated as amidophosphoribosyltransferase. NCBI's taxonomy places the organism in Eukaryota, Metazoa, Arthropoda, Insecta, Hymenoptera, Halictidae. Gene Ontology annotation, molecular function: amidophosphoribosyltransferase activity. Gene Ontology annotation, biological process: purine nucleobase biosynthetic process. The record is from RefSeq and is a predicted model, not a curated record.
UUUACCGAUCCCCACUUUUGAAAUUCUGCUUCACUUGAUUGGUGUAAAUUCAUAAAUUAUCCUCGUGUGGAUUAAAUGAUAAAUACGAAUGUGAAUGGUGUGCACGAUAUAAACGGAAAUGCAUAAAGUAUAAUAAAGGAACGUGAAUUGGAAAGACAUUGAAAUUUAAAAAAUGUUCAACAUUGAUUUUAUUCUGUUUAUUCGUCUAAAACAAUAGGGGAAUUUAAUUUUAUAAAAUACUGUAAGGACAUAUAUUUACAUUCCAGUAAAAUGUUACCGUUAUAUAAUCAUGGAUCGAUGCAUAAUAGAGUAUGAUCGACAUUCGCAUCAUUGAAUCUAUGAGGUAAAUAAAAAGGAUUAUCUACUAUAAUUAGUAGAAUAUAAGAUGGUCGUAAUUCUAAUAAGGCUGAUGAUGCGUGUAUAGUUUCAGUAUUUAAUAAUCAACUCUGCGGUUAACAGUUUUUCACGUUUCUGCGAGUUACAGUUAUUCUUUAAAUUAGUGUAAAUAAACGGUCGAUAAUUAAAAACAAGAUAAUAGUUAAAUAAGCUACCCCUCCUCCUCCCCCGGCGUAAUCGAAAACAAGUUUCCAUUGGCCUACACACUUAUUCGUGCAGUAGAAGCCAGUCAAGAGCCAUAUGCGGAUCUCUUUCGAGCUGACAGCAGAACAUCACGACGCUCAAGCGUUUGAUGCACGUGAUUACGAAUAAAAUGUCUUGUAACACGCAAAUAGGGUCUAGCACUGAAAUAGUGCCUAGAGAAAACAAGAAAAGCAAAAGGCUGUGCAAUCAAGCGGAAACUAAAGGUCAGAACGUGUCUGGCCUUACACACGAAUGUGGAGUUUUUGGAUGUAUCGCCGCCGGUGAUUGGCCAUCUCAAAUCGACGUUGCUCAAGUUAUUUGUUUAGGUUUGGUUGCCCUACAGCACAGGGGCCAAGAAAGUGCUGGAAUCGUCACCAGCGAAGGUGUUUGCUCAAAGUCUUUCCAUGUUCACAAGGGUAUGGGAAUGAUUAACAACAUUUUUAACGAUGAAAAUAUGAAAAAGCUCAGCGGAAAUCUUGGCAUUGGUCAUACUAGAUACAGCACAAGCGCGGCAAGCGAAGAAGUCAAUUGUCAGCCAUUUGUAGUUCACACUGCGCACGGGGCAUUAGCAGUUGCUCAUAACGGAGAACUAGUUAAUACAGAAUCGUUGAGGAAAAUGGUGUUAGGUCGUGGAGUUGGCUUAUCAACUUAUUCUGAUUCUGAAUUAAUCACUCAAGCUCUCUGUUUAAACCCUCCCGAAGGUGAAGUUAACGGUCCGGAUUGGCCAGCGCGUAUUAAACAUCUCAUGCAAUUAGCACCACUGUCGUAUUCAUUAGUAAUCAUGCAAAGAGACAAGAUAUAUGGAGUUAGAGAUCCGUAUGGGAAUCGGCCGUUGUGUCUUGGAAAAAUUGUACCAAUUGGUAAUUUGGGAAACGAAUCGGACGACGACGACGACGAAGCCGAAGGUUGGGUUAUUUCUUCGGAAUCGUGUGGAUUCUUAAGUAUCGGAGCACGAUACGUGCGCGAAGUGUUUCCUGGAGAAAUUGUAGAACUCACCCGUGAAGGCAUUAAAACUAUAGACAUUGUCGAUAGGCCAGGCAAAAAACCACAAGCUUUUUGCAUCUUCGAAUACGUUUACUUUGCACGAAGCGACAGUAUUUUUGAAGGACAAAUGGUAUACUCUGUUCGCAUGCAAUGCGGACGAGAACUUGCUUUAGAAUCUCCGAUAGAAGCGGACAUAGUCAGUUCGGUACCUGAAUCGGGAACUGCAGCUGCUCAUGGUUAUGCCAGACAGUCUGAAAUACCGUUCGCAGAAGUGUUAUGCAAAAACAGAUAUGUUGGCAGAACGUUUAUUCAACCCAGUACACGGCUUAGACAACUUGGCGUGGCAAAAAAGUUUGGCGCGUUAUCGGAAAAUGUGAAAGGAAAAAAAUUAAUUCUUAUAGACGAUUCGAUUGUUAGGGGAAAUACUAUUGGACCUAUCAUUAAAUUGCUUCGAGAUGCAGGAGCAAAGGAGGUUCACAUUAGAAUAGCUUCACCUCCAUUGAAAUAUCCUUGUUAUAUGGGAAUCAACAUUCCAACAAGGGAAGAAUUAAUUGCAAAUAAAUUAGAUAACAUAAAACUAGCAAAAUAUGUGGGAGCUGACAGUUUAACAUACCUUUCGGUAGAUGGACUUGUCAAAGCUGUAAGAUUUGGUAUGGAUAAUAGAGAAAGCAGUUAUAUCGGUCAUUGUACAGCAUGUUUAACUGGAGAUUAUCCUGAUGAGCUUCCCAGUGAUUUGAAUUGGUGAAAAAAUGAAACCAUAUUUACAUAUCUACAGACAAUAAAUUACACGUUAUUGAACUUCGUAUUAUAUAUAUAUAUAUAUAUAUAUUAUAUAUCUAUACUGUGUAUGUUUAUAUUAAUGUUAAAAUUACUUAGCAAGAAUCACUUUAAUAUAAGUUAUUAAACAGCGAUUUAAUUAAUGAUCAAUUAUCAUUGUAUAUUUCCAAAAAUAAUGCAGUAUUUCAAAAGCAAUUUAGAUAAGGUAUACAUAAUAUUAAUAAUGAAAAUGUUGUGACAAUCAGUAUGGAAAUCUGAUUAGAAAUAAAGAAAAUAAAACUAUUCAGAGAAAUCACUGAAAAGAAAAGAAAAGAAAAGAAAAGAAAAGAAAAGAAAGGA